Daldinia childiae is the source of this 591-nucleotide messenger RNA. RefSeq names its product putative cytochrome p450 protein. NCBI's taxonomy places the organism in Eukaryota, Fungi, Ascomycota, Sordariomycetes, Xylariales, Hypoxylaceae. The record is from RefSeq and is a predicted model, not a curated record. Bases 1 to 591 code for a protein of 196 amino acids. The transcript has a single exon.
AUGGACGAGGCCCAGACUCGGCGGCGCAAUACGGUUAAUGCGCUACUAGAUGGCUACGGGAGCCUCUCGGUUCCGCAGCUUCUCAUGUCGACAACGCCUGACUUUUACCAUCAGGUAUUACCAGAAAGCUUAGGCAUGAUGCCCCGGAAUAGGGAAGCGUUCGCCCAACACGCCGCCGGCAUCUUCAACGUGUUCGAUGAAUUCAGAAUGGUCCCGAAGUCAAUCGUCGAUGACGGGCCAGGAAAUAUGGCAGUAGUCCACGCACGAAUGCAAGGAAUGUUAAAAGGGGGUGCUGGAGAGUGGAUAAACGAAUGCGUAAUGAUGAUCCAGCUAUCCCCUGACGGCACUCUCGUUUCUAGGGUUACAGAGUUUGUGGAUAGCGCAAAGGCUUUAGAGAUGGCCCGAAAACACGCACCGGAUAACUUUGACGUGAACUACUCAAAGCUAGACGGUGGUGGUAUGAGGACGGAGAAAGGGAACAGGAACGAAACUACGGGCUCUAAAUCGAUGACACUAUUAUUUGGGUUGGGACUAGCACAGGUUAUCACGGUAAUCUCAUUGUUGUAUUUGGGUCGUCGGGCCAUCUUUUGA